Messenger RNA from Eurytemora carolleeae, 1185 nucleotides. RefSeq lists its product as uncharacterized. Bases 7 to 1059 code for a protein of 350 amino acids. NCBI's taxonomy places the organism in Eukaryota, Metazoa, Arthropoda, Copepoda, Calanoida, Temoridae. The transcript has 15 exons. The record is from RefSeq and is a predicted model, not a curated record.
AAGAAAAUGAGUUUUCAAUUUUUCUUGCUACUUGGAAUAUUUACAGGACAUUUGAUUGAAGCUAAAGUAGGCUCCACUAUGCACAAACCUGUAUUUGCAGACUCUAAUGAAGUCGAUUCUACAGUGCACCACAACAUCAGCACAGAAUCUCUUUUGGGGGAAUCUUUAAAUGAAGAUGGUACAAUAGAACUAGAAGAUGGGGAGCCUGGAAAACCAGAAUCACGCGAGGAAAAUUUAAUAUUAACUAAGUCUUCAUUGAAAGAUUUAGACGAAUCUGAAUCUUCCACGCACAGCAUAGAUCAAAGCAAGUCAGAACCAACAUUAAAACUAGAACCAUUCUCCCAAGCUAAAGAGGAAUCUGGAGCUCAUCAAGCCAUUCCGAUAGGAGAGAAGCCUGUUAAAGUCGAACAUGAGUCAGCUGUUGAAGAGACGACAGUUUUAACCCUUGAUACAGCUGUUGAAGAGACGACAGUUUUAACCCUUGAUACAGCUGUAAAAGAGACGACAGUUUUAACCCUUGAUACAGCUGUGGAAGAGACGACAGUUGUAACCCUUGAUACAGCUGUGGAAGAGACGACAGUUGUAACCCUUGACAAAACUGAAGAAAAACAUGAAACUACAAAGAAAGGAAAGUCGGCAGGGGGAGGACUUGCUUCAAGAAGAAAUGAAGAUGGAUUGAAUGAAUGUGUUCUACUGGAAGACGACUCCUCCAUGCCAGAAGGAGAACAAAUUUCUUGUACUCCAACUAUAUUCAGAGGGUUUGGCGUCACAGAUGGACCUGCCAUAAACGAAUCCUUCUGCACCUGUUUAAUGGAGGGCCCUCAUCGAUUUCAACUUCAGAUGAGCUCAAAACUUGCAGUUGGAGUAACAGAAGAUGCUAAGUUUUGUAUAUUUACUGAAGAUUUCUCCAAGAUUCCAACAAAUCAAGAAGUUCCCUGUACACAAGUUAUACUCAGAGCUUUCUCUGGUCAAACAACUGAAAAUGUUGAAAACAUGAAAUGUACUUGUUCUUUGAAACCAAAUGGAAAUGCCUUUUUAAGCUACAGUCAUGGAUUCUAAGCAAAGAAUUUAUUUUAGGAGAGGAUCUGACCUUUUUUAUCGUUCUGCAGGAAUAUAGAACCAAUAAAUGAUAGUGAAAAAGUUGUUAAAUAUAUAAAAAUAUACAAAUAUACAAAUAUUUCAUUA